GAACUCCGUGCACAUUUAACGCAACACCAGCUAGAUUUCCGGCCUCUAUCGUGUCCGCCUCGAAAGGAAGAUGACGAAAGGAACUUCGUCAUUCGGUAAGCGCCGCAACAAGACGCACACGCUGUGCCGCCGCUGCGGCUCCAAGGCGUAUCACCUGCAGAAGUCCACCUGCGGCAAGUGUGGAUACCCCGCCAAGCGCAAGAGAAAGUAUAACUGGAGCGCUAAGGCCAAGAGGCGCAAUACCACCGGAACAGGACGCAUGAGGCACCUGAAGGUUGUCUACCGCAGGUUCAGAAAUGGAUUCCGUGAAGGAACAACUCCCAAGCCCAAAAGAGCAGCAGUCGCUGCCUCCAGCUCAUCUUAGACGUUUUGUUUAAAAUAAAUGUGCUGAAAAUUAA
Messenger RNA from Brienomyrus brachyistius, 398 nucleotides. RefSeq names its product ribosomal protein L37 (gene rpl37). Lineage: Eukaryota; Metazoa; Chordata; Actinopteri; Osteoglossiformes; Mormyridae. Bases 71 to 364 code for a protein of 97 amino acids. Gene Ontology annotation, molecular function: RNA binding; structural constituent of ribosome. The transcript has 4 exons. Gene Ontology annotation, cellular component: ribosome; cytosolic large ribosomal subunit. The record is from RefSeq and is a predicted model, not a curated record. Gene Ontology annotation, biological process: translation.